Messenger RNA from Frieseomelitta varia, 1309 nucleotides. Its product is annotated as G-protein coupled receptor dmsr-1-like. Gene Ontology annotation, cellular component: membrane. The coding region runs from base 31 to 1197 and encodes 388 amino acids. The record is from RefSeq and is a predicted model, not a curated record. NCBI's taxonomy places the organism in Eukaryota, Metazoa, Arthropoda, Insecta, Hymenoptera, Apidae. Gene Ontology annotation, molecular function: G protein-coupled peptide receptor activity. The transcript has 4 exons. Gene Ontology annotation, biological process: G protein-coupled receptor signaling pathway.
GAUAAAGGCGGGCCAGUAAUUGAAAUAAUCAUGGAUUUUAACGCAUCGUCGGACAACUACGUCUGCGAUUUAUCGUCGUUUCACUCGUAUUACUCGCAGCUGCACGGAUGGAUCUCUCUGUUCGUUUGUAUCUUCGGCUCGGUCGCCAACGUUUUGAACAUUCUCGUUCUGACACGCCGUGAAAUGCGAUCGCCGACCAACAUCAUUUUAACCGGGCUGGCUAUAGCAGAUUUGCUCGUGAUGAUCGAUUACAUACCGUACGUGAUCCAUCUUUACCUGUAUCAGCGAUCGAGGAGGGACACCUUCAGUUACGGAUGGACCAUUUUCGUCCUGUUUCAUUCGAAUUUCGCGCAGGUUUGUCAUACCAUUUCGAUAUGUUUAACAUUAAUACUGGCAGUGUGGAGAUACGUGGCGGUAGCAAGGCCACAGCAAAACAGAGAAUGGUGCAGCUACAGAAGAACUAUCCUUGCCAUUUUGAUCGCGUACGUUUUCUGUCCCGUGCUCUGUAUACCUGUAUAUAUCACGACGGAAAUGAGAGAGCAAGUGGAAAUCCUAGAUUCGAAUGGGAUGAGCAUAAAGGAUCGAAACGAAAGUUUGAUCGGGAACACGACGAAUACAACCCUUUACUUUGUUCGACUGACGGAAAUGGCGGAGAAUCAUGCCAUUUUGAAGCAACUUAAUUUCUGGGUUUAUAGCGUGGUAAUAAAACUUUUCCCUUGUGUCAUCCUAACGAUUGUCAGCUUGAAACUUUUGCAAGUUCUACUAGAGGCAAAACGAAGGAGGCACAAGCUGACUAAUAUUCAAGAGCAACAUACCAAAAAAAGGAAAAGCUAUCAAAGAGCGGACAAAGAGCGACAAACUGAUAGAACUACGAUAAUGUUGCUUGUAGUGUUGCUGCUCUUUCUGUUGACAGAAUUACCACAGGGAAUUUUGGGACUUUUUAGCGUGCUCCUUGGCUCAGAAUUCUUCUCGAGUUGCUACUUGAUGUUAGGUGAUAUUAUUGACAUGUUAACGCUAGUAAAUUCAGCCAUAAACUUCAUACUAUAUUGCACUAUGAGCAGACAAUUCAGAAAAACGUUCAAGAAACUUUUCUGUAAAAGUUGGAAAAUUCCUAGGAACAUCGGAAAACAUAUUUGUAUGGAAAAUAAUGGAAAUACAGGCACAAAUCAUACUGUGACACAAGUAACACAAGUAUAGUUAAAAAGAAAAUGGAGAGCUUCUCUUCUACCAUCUACAAAACAUACAUCUAACGAUUGUGUUUUUUGAAACAAGUAAAGUAAUUAAAUAAUAAAAUUACCUUACUUGUUAU